Molecule: messenger RNA, 1569 nt
Organism: Cryptosporidium muris RN66
Lineage: Eukaryota; Apicomplexa; Conoidasida; Eucoccidiorida; Cryptosporidiidae
Exons: 3
Coding region: 1-1569 (522 amino acids)
Biological process (GO): tRNA methylation
Source: RefSeq, a predicted model, not a curated record
AUGGAAAUUAAAGAAAUAAGGAAAUGCAACUUUUAUUUAAACUCUAAAUCCCGUAGUUGUAAAUUUCCGAUAUUUGGUGAUUCUAUUUACUGUAUAUUCCACUUACGAAUAAUAGAUAAUAUACAAGUCAUUCAAGAUAAAAACUCCCAUAAUAAGAAUAUUAAAGAUAAGCUUAUACUUUGUCCAAUAGAUCAUAAACACUAUAUUUCAAUUACUAAUAUAUUAUCUCAUAUUCGGAAGUGCUCUAAAGUAAGAGAUAUUGCAUAUGAAUUAUCUCAACCGUUUUGUAUACAAACAAGUGAGCCUCCUCUAACUCUUCAGAAUAAAUUUCAAGCAUUACUAGAUAUACAAAAUUUUAUUAAAUCUACUAAUAUAGACAAGAUUUGUGAAGAAAGUCUAAAUAGUAGAAGAAAUGAUUUGAUAACAAACCUUGAGUCAAAAUUAGAAUUUUUGGAUUUGUUAUAUAGGGAAUGUCUUCAUCAUCUACCCUAUAACCCUCAUGAAGUUGAAAAAAUAGAUAAUAAGCUUGAAGAAACUAUAAAUAAUCAGAUUCCACGAAAUAAACAUGAUAUACAAGCUUUUGAUAUCUUUAAUACAUGCCUUAAAGAUGGAUUUAUUCAAAAUAAAGAGAAUAGAUUUGAUUAUAAUACUUCAAAGUGUAUGUUUGUAGAAUUUGGAGCUGGUAAUGCAUUACUAACUCAUUGGUUUAUUAAACUUAUAAUAGAGAAUAUACAAAAGAAUUCAGGAAGUACACAGAUCAGUGAUUUACGUGCCAUAUUAAUUGAUAAGGAAUCUAGAAGAAAACAGCUUGAAAAACAUAGUAAAUUUAUCAAAAGCUUAAGAUUAAGAUUAGAUAUUGAAACAUUUGAUUUUAAAUCUUUAAUUGAAGCCUGUGAAACAGGUAAUAGUGAUUUGAUGUAUCUUUCAUUUUUUAAUGGACAUAUUCCCUGGUUACUGGAAUAUUUAGUUAAAGCGGAUAUAUGGAUUCCUAAUAUUCCAAAAGAUGUAAAUCCUUUAGAAUAUUUAAGGAAGAUAGAGCCAAAUAAAUUAAAAGAUAUUUUAACUCUUUUAUCUCGUGGAGGAGGUCCCAAUAUUAAGAAGAUUGAAGAUAAUAUCAAAGAUAAUAUCAUUAAUCGCCCAAUUAAUCAUCUUUUUAUUCUUGCAAAACAUCUCUGUGGAUGUGGUUUCGAUUUAGCACUAACAUCAUCCAUUGACGCAAUACAAAAACUUAAUAGUGGUUCUACUGUAUAUAUUACUAUGGCAGGAUGUUGCCAUCACCGCUGUAAUUUCAAGCAGCAUCUUGGAGCUGAAUUAAUUACAUCAUCUAAAUGGAAAAGUUAUUUCAGUUCAGAUGAAGAUUGUUUUAAUUUCAUUACUUUUAUUUCAUCAUGGGCUACAGGAGCCACUGAUUGGCGUCAAAAUGAAGGCUACAAAGCCAAAUUUAUACUUGAUACAUGUCGGAUACAAUGGCUUAGGUCUAAAGGGUUUAUGAAUGUCAAACUAAUCAAUUACACAAAUAAACAUGUAACACCAGAAAAUGUAUUAUUAAUUGCAUCCAAACAAAUAUAA